Molecule: messenger RNA, 974 nt
Organism: Thalassophryne amazonica
Lineage: Eukaryota; Metazoa; Chordata; Actinopteri; Batrachoidiformes; Batrachoididae
Gene: psmf1
Product: proteasome inhibitor subunit 1
Exons: 7
Coding region: 100-921 (273 amino acids)
Biological process (GO): proteasome-mediated ubiquitin-dependent protein catabolic process
Molecular function (GO): endopeptidase inhibitor activity; proteasome binding
Source: RefSeq, a predicted model, not a curated record
UGCUGAUAGUGGUGACUUUGCGGUGGUGACUUGAUAUGUUUCGUUUUCAUUUCUGGUCUUGAAACUGGACGAUUUUUAAAGGUGGUUAGUUCGAGUAUCAUGGCCGGGUUAGAGGUGUUAUACAGCUGCGUUUGUGACGCUGUCAGCUGCCCGCAGGACGCUGUGGUUUGUUUCGUUCACUGGGAGAUGAUAAAGAGAGGAUACAGGUGUCUGGGUUCCGGAGACGAGCCUUGUAGCAGUGAUAAGAUGUCAGAGCUGCUGCCUACUGACUGGAGCCACAACAAAGAACUCUAUAGUCUGAGAUAUAAAUCUAAAGAUAGUGACGCCCAGCUGCUGCUCAAAGCCAUCGCUGUUGAUUCUGUCUUAAUCUUCAACCUGAUGAACUGCAGCACGCAGCAGGUGUCGGACCUGACGGUGACCGUCAGAGAUCACGUGGACGCCGACCAUCUGAACACAUUUGACAGUGUUUUCAAGGAUGCAGACAGUUUGUCAGAGAUGGUGAAGAGUCAGUUGCUGCCGUCUUGGGACAGUCCAGCAGGACGGAAGGACGAGCGUAAAAAUCAGAGGGAGGAGGAGAGACAAAGAGGAAAGGACAGCGACCCCCUCCGCUUCCCAAGCCGACACCCUCAGCACAGGGUGCCGCCUCACUGGUCUGACCCCACACAGUCUCCAUUUUCAGUUGGAGGAGCAGAUCUUGAUCCUUUCGGGUCUCACGGCCCUGGUGGGAUGAUACUUGACCCGUUGAGGUCAGGUCAUCCGCGCUCUGGUUUUGAUCCGUCGAGUGGUAUACCAGACAUUCUGCCUCCAGGAGCUGUUCCCCCGGGGGCCCGCUUUGACCCGUUUGGACCCGUCGGACGACACAGACCCGGGCCGGAUCCAGACCACAUGCCACCGCCAGGCUAUGAUGACAUGUUCAUGUAGUGCCUGAGAAUAUUUUCUGCUUUCUGUUUCAUAGAGGAAUUUAAAAAAAAAAA